GGCCCUGUACGGGAGCAGAGGUACACAAUAAAGGUGCUAAGAACGAGGAUGUAAGACAGGAAAAUAAAUAUCCUUACUGAGUGUUGUCAGCAGGCCACGUUUAAGAGGUGUCUCCUACUCCCUGUUGCCAGUGGCUGCAGCACAAUGGAUCACACAGGGGCAAUAGAUGCAGAGGAUGAAGUGGGACCUUUAGCUCAUCUUGUUCCAAGUCCUCAAAGUGAAGCUGUGGCUCACGAAUUCCAGGAACUCUCCUUGCAGUCCAGCCAGCAUUUACCUCCUAUGAAAGAAAGGAAGAAUGGAAAUAUAGUCUUUUGGGAGUCAAGACUCCAGUCUCCUCUGCUGACUCAGUCUGUGAGCAUGGUGCUCCAGCUGAGACUGCAACAGAGGAGGACAAGAGAACAACUAGUGGACCAGGGCAUCAUGCCACCUUUGAAGAGCCCAGCCGCAUUCCAUGAACAGAUAAAAAGCUUGGAACGAGCCAGAACCGAAAACUUUUUGAAACACAAGAUUCGGAGUCGUCCAGAUCGUUCUGAACUUGUCAGGAUGCACAUUUUAGAAGAAACAUUUGCAGAGCCAUCCCUGCAGGCUACUCAGAUGAAGUUGAAAAGAGCUCGGCUAGCAGAUGAUCUGAAUGAAAAGAUUGCUCAAAGACCUGGUCCCAUGGAACUGGUAGAGAAAAACAUCCUUCCUGUGGACUCCAGUGUUAAGGAAGCAAUUAUAGGCGUUGGGAAAGAGGACUAUCACCACACUCAGGGUGAGUUCUCGUUUGACGAAGACAGCAGUGAUGCUUUGUCUCCAGACCAGCCUGCAAGCCAGGAGUCACAGGGGUCAGCUGCGUCCCCAAGUGAGCCAAAAGUUAGUGAAUCACCAUCUCCUGUGACUACAAACACUCCAGUCCAGUUUGCUUCAGUGUCCCCAGCAGUUCCUGAAUUUUUGAAAAGUCCUCUGACUGCAGAUCAGCCUCCCCCAAGGCCCACAGUUCCUGUCCUCCCCACAAACACUGUGUCCUCGGCAAAGCCUGGCCCCGCGCUGGUGAAGCAAAGCCAUCCUAAGAAUCCCAGCGACAAACACCGUAGCAAAAAGUGCAAAGAUCCCAAACCACGGGUGAAGAAGUUAAAGUACCACCAAUACAUUCCACCAGAUCAGAAAGGUGAGAAGAACGAGCCACAGAUGGACUCCAACUACGCCCGCCUGCUCCAGCAGCAGCAGCUCUUCCUGCAGCUGCAGAUCCUGAGCCAGCAGAAGCAGCACUACAACUACCAGACCAUCCUGCCCGCGCCAUUCAAGUCACUCAAUGACAAAAAUAAUAGCAGUGGAAAUUCAGCUUUGAACAAUACCACACCUAACACACCAAGACAGAAUGCAUCUGCUCCCGUGAGAAAGCCAGGACCUCUGCCUUCUAGCUUGGAUGACUUAAAGGUAUCAGAACUGAAGACAGAACUGAAGUUAAGGGGUCUGCCAGUGUCGGGCACCAAACCAGACCUCAUCGAACGCCUGAAACCCUUCCAGGAAGUGCACAGCAGCAGCCUCACUGCAGGCGGUAUCAUGGCAGUGUCAUCAUCGGCUGUCAUCACCAGUAAUCCAGAAGUCACCAUGGCAUUGCCAGUUACAACACUACAUAGCACCGUGACUAACUCAGUCUCCACUCUGAAGGCAGAAUUACCGUCUGCCGGCACCAGCAACGUAGCCCGUGUGGAAAAUGUUCAUUCCCCUCUGCCCAUCUCACCAUCUCCCUCUGAACAGUCCAGUCUCAGUACUGAUGACACAAACAUAGCAGACACUUUCACUGAGAUUAUGACCAUGAUGUCUCCUUCACAGUUCUUGGGUUCAUCUCCUUUGAGAAUGGCAAAUAAUGAAGACAGCCUGAGUCCUACUAGCAGCACUCUGUCAAAUCUAGAACUGGAUGCCGCUGAGAAGGAUCGCAAGCUUCAGGAGAAAGAGAAGCAGAUUGAAGAGCUAAAGAGGAAACUGGAACAAGAGCAGAAGCUCGUGGAAGUUCUGAAAAUGCAACUUGAGGUUGAAAAACGAGGGCAGCAGCAGCGGCCCCUGGAACUCCAGCCCAGUACCCCAGCUCAUUCUGUCAACAAGUCAGAUCAGAAAAACGGCGGUGCUGGCUCCUCUGUCAAGAACGAGGCCUCGCUCCCUGACUGCUCCAGCUCCAGGCAGCCUGUGUCGGUAGCCAGCCACUCUGUAGGCCAGCCUGUUUCUACAGGUGGCCAGGCCCUUGUUGCCAGAAAGGCUGUAGUUAUCAAACAAGAGAUCCCCGUGGCCCAGGCAGAGCAGCAGAGUGUCGUCUCACAGUUUUAUGUGAGUUCCCAAGGACAGCCGCCGCCUGCUGUUGUUGCUCAGCCCCAGGCUUUACUGACCACACAGACUGCUCAGCUGCUGCUCCCGGUGUCCAUCCAGGGCUCAAGUGUCACCUCAGUGCAGCUCCCAGUAGGCAGCCUCAAACUCCAGACUCCACCACAAGCAGGAAUCCAGACUCAGUCUCAGAUAGCGACUGCUGCACAGAUACCCACUGCUGCCUUGUCCUCAGGCUUGACCCCGACUGUACCUCAGAAACAAGACACUUUCACGCAGCAUGUGCUCAGUCAGCCUCAACAAGUCAGAAAGGUUUUCACAGACUCAGCAUCAUCAAAUACAGUUCUUCCAUAUCAGAGACAACCUGCUUCAUCGGUCCAACAGCCCUUCAUUAAUAAGGCCUCCAGCAGCGUUCUUCAAUCCCGAAAUGCUCCACUUUCAUCCCUGCAAAAUGGACCCAACGCUCCCAGCAAGCCUAGUCCGUCCCCUCCACCCCAACAGUUUGUCGUCCAGCACUCUCUGUUUGGGAGUCCAGUCACCAAGACAAAAGACCCUCCCCGCUAUGAAGACGCCAUUAAGCAGACACGCAGUGCACAGGCCUCCCUCCCAGAGAUUUCCAAUGCACACAGUCAGCAGAUGGACGACCUCUUUGAUAUCCUCAUUAAGAGCGGAGAGAUUUCCCUCCCUAUAAAAGAAGAACCUUCUCCUAUUUCCAAAAUGAGACCAGUGACAGCCAGCAUUACAACAAUGCCAGUCAAUACAGUAGUGUCCCGGCCACCACCCCAAGUCCAAAUGGCACCACCUAUAUCCUUAGAACCUAUGAGCAGUUUAUCUGCCAGCUUAGAGAACCAACUAGAAGCUUUCUUGGAUGGAACUUUACCUUCAGCCAACGAAAUUGCUCCACUACAAAGCAGCAGUGAAGACAGAGAGCCUUUCUCUCUGAUUGAGGACCUCCAGAAUGAUCUGCUGAGCCACUCAAGCGUGCUGGACCAUUCUCACUCCCCCAUGGAAACUUCUGAGGCCCAGUUUGCUGCAGGUACUCCCUGUCUGUCUCUUGACCUUUCAGACUCAAACUUGGACAACAUGGAGUGGUUAGACAUCACCAUGCCCAACACCUCUUCAGGACUCACUCCUCUCAGCGUCACUGCACCAAGUAUGUUCUCUGCUGACUUUCUAGACCCACAAGACCUACCAUUGCCAUGGGACUAACAUCACAGAUUUCUUGUCUCAGAAUUCAUGAGGUUUAAGAACAUGAAGAAGAUUCUAAAAGAUCAGUUUUUAGAGAUAGAUCCAUAGUUGCAUUGCUGCAAUUAAAAUAUGUUGUCAGAGAAAGAAUGGAUAAAAGGUCAUAGCCUGGAACCCAAGUUUGAAAACAUUUCAUUGUAUUUAGUAGUGAAUUUCUACAGUUUAAUAUAGCACAGGGCCUUCUGAAAAACAUACUAGUCAGAGAAGACUCUUUUUCUCUAGACUUCAGUAAGAAAUAAAAACAUAAAGAAAAGUAAUGUAUGCAGGAAAAUGACAUUAGGAUUCUCUGGUAAUCGACUACAUUUAAACCUCCGUGGUCAUUAUAAGAUCCUAAAUAAAAGGCAGACAGCUCCACUUAAAAAAUAAGGCCAAUGUGUGAGGGAGGUAAGAGGUCACUGCACUCAGUACUUCCUAGGGAUGGCCAGAGCCAGGCCCAAGACACAGCAAGGGUCAAAGGCAGUGGAGAACGCUGGUCAGUUCCAUGACAGCUUCUAGCUGAAGACUUUUGCUUCUCUUCAGAAACCUGUGUAAUUUUUUUGUGGUAUAGUUUAUUUUGUGAUUUUGGGAAUCUUACAUUAUAUAUGUAGAUUUAAGUUUAAACAGAAGGUCUUUCACCAUAACCAGAAGAUGUCUACAAAAUAUUGUCAUAAAUGAUACACUUUUAAAAGUCCAGGUAUAUUGAUAGCACUGAAAGUUCUACUAGCACCCUCUGGGUUGAUUAGAUUGAUUUAGUGUAUAUAAUAGGUGUUUGUAUGUAUACUCUGACAUUGUGAUUUGUACAGCCUGCAUUGGGGUAAGGAAAUGGGUAGCCAGUGGUCCUACUUUUUUAAAUAACUCGAAUAUUUCUAGAGUACUUGAGCCACAUGUAUUUCUGUAUUUAAAAAAUUGCUGACUAACUUUCAGGUAACCAGACCCAUCUCAAAGAACCUAGAAAAGGCUUUAGCAUGAAAUACCUUUCUAAGCUGGUGAGUUAGAAGAAUGGAAAGUAAGGGGAAGGUCUGUCACCUACCCAGGACAUUCCCACAGCAAGUAUAGGUCUGACUGUGCUGUGAGGUGGGCCACCAGGGCCCAGUUCUGGCUGUCUUUCUUCUGUCUUUCUUCCUGGUUAUCAUUUUACGGGCUUGUAACUGGAUGUUCUCCCGGAGAUCUUACUAUAUUGUUAAACAUACGAUUGAAAAACUGGAGGGUUUUUUUAGGUUUUUUAAUAUAGAGAAAAAAGUUAUUACAUAUUUGUUAAGUAGUUUAAGAAUUUUCUAAAAUGCCAACUAUCACAGGAUUAUUUCAAGCUAGUCAUUUAAAUAUAUGACAAAAUAUAAAUAACUGAACAAAAAACUGAAAUCUACCAAAUGAGUGUGGAGGUUUUUAUUAAAUAUCAUUGUGCUCCUCACCUCACCCUUAUGUAAACUCUAGGGUCAGGUUGAUUCCCCUGGGUCAUUAAAUGGUUAGUGUUCAUAGUGACAUGCAAGAGGCAACCUGACUUGCUAUUUGGAAAGGAUUUGUGAAGUAUUUCUUGGUUUUUGUUCUGCCUAAGAGCUGAGCUGAUCUUAUUUCAGAUUUUUGUUUUUGUUUUUGUUUAUAAAUUUUACUACAUGUAAGGCAAGUCUGUUUCAUCCAGUGUUAGCACACUAGGGUGCUCUGCUCACUGGCACUUCCUGGACUCGAAGGCACUGACAGUGCUCUCGGGCCUUCUGAGUGGUUCACAGCCGGGCCACUGUGCCUGGUGUAGUCUACAGUGAAUAGUCUCAGUGUUCAGAAAUUGGUAAACCACACAUGAGAUAUGAGAACUCUCUGUUAACCAGAACACCAUCCUCCAACCAAGCCCAAAGAGAGCAUACUGCACUAGGUGUGACGGGAAUUCCCCAUCAGUUCCAUUGAGAGGGCCUGAAUCCAGGGCUGGCCUAUUUACUUGGGAAGGUGCUUUUCUUGUGGGAAGUCCUGGCUAUGGUUUUUUGCUGAGGGUUGCUGUCCUGGGGUUUAUCAGGUCCAUACUUAGGCUCUGGGCAUUUUCUUCACUCAGAUUUGAAUGGCUUCUUAAAUUAGCACCAAAUAACUUUGAUAUUUCCAUAAUCCUGAGCUGUGUACAUAGAUAGUUUUCUAGCCCUUGGGUCCCUUUAUUGCUUUUUAAAAUAGAGCUUGAAUCAUACCACAGGAAGGUUGCUCUCCAAAAAUACACGGUGCAGUGCAAAGAAUCCUAUCUCAUUAGCCUACUCUCUCUUGACUAAGAAUUGCUAAAGUGCCCACUUCACAUAUGUAUUCCAACCUUUAUAUACCAGUAUUUCAUUUUUGAAAAGUCAAGGAAUCUCUAGCUAUUAACUCUCCAACCCUUCCUGCUUAUACCAUUCCGCUUGGCCCUCCUCUCCUGGCUCAAGUAGCCGGCCAGACACUUGUGACAUGAGUGCUGCUCCCCCAGGAUCUCUACAUGUCUCAGGUUAGAGUGAGGACAUGUGUGUGCUCACAUGCAUGUGACAUGACCAAAGACGAUACUCUGUAAACAAGGCCCCUGACUCAGUGCACGUGAUGGUAAGUGCAAUGGGAAAGGGUAUAUGCUGACAAAAGGAAACUGGUUGUUGUUGGGUAAGGUUAGUUUCACAAUCAUCACAGCACAGGUCAAAACAGCCAGUUGAAAUUUCAGUGUGCAUGUGUAUAUUUUAGCAGUGGUACUGUUGUAUAUCAUAUUGCAGAAUAUCAUAUUGCCAAGAAGAUAACUAACUCCUAGAGAUACGUUAUCUCACAUCCCAGUCUUAUUUCUCUACAUAUUCUUGAAACACAGCAGUAUCAACCUUACUUUUCUAUUGUAUAUAGAUAUUAGCUUAUCUUAUUGGGGAGUGGGAUGAAUAAAAAAAAGUUAUACCAAAGCUUCUACAAAGUCUUUGGAAGUCUAGGGGUAUGUGGUCAUCUUGUACAUUUCAGCAAAGCACCUACUGGGAAACCUCUUAGGACAAUGUUAGCAGUUCACGGUCUAGUGUUUUCCUUGAAAUGUGCAAUCUACUGUAUAGUAUUUGCCACAUGUUUGUACAUAGAUGUAUUCUGAAUUCAUGGAGUUUCUUGCUUAGAUACUAUUUGUGUUUGUUGCAUGUGUAUAUUUUUGUAUACUAAAGAGAUCUUAUUUAAAUUUCCUUUUUAAAAACUGCAUGGUUCUGUGGUCCAUGUAACAGACACUCUUGCUUGGAUGUGCUAUUUAGGAAUAGUGGCAAAGGCAAUCUGCUGCUGCCUCCAAACUGCUGCCUGUGGAAGGCAACGUCAUGGUAAUAAGAUAGCGCCGCUAAACGGUGUAGUCAGCGGACACUGAGGGAUGUUUCAGGAGCGCAUAACCCACUUUGUCACCAAAGCUGACUCAGGCUUCCUCUACUCUCAACCUCAGAUCAUUCCAGGCAGCAUAGUUUUCUUCAGAGUUCUUUGAGAGUUCCCAGUCUGAAACCAGCCGCGGCAGCUGACAAAAUAGCUGCUCCCACAAGUGAUGGGACGGUCCCUUUACUGUCCGCAAGUGGAUUUGGCCUUAAAAAAGCGGUAAAGCACUUGGCACGGCUGAAAAUAUUUGCAUCCUCCCACCACUUUCAUAGGCUCGCAGGGUGGCUAGCCUCGCAGAAGCACUGGCUGUCAGUUAGGUGGGGGACUCAUGGCACUGCUAGGGAUUUUUUUUAGAGAAAGUUAAAGAGAACAGCUAUUCAGUGUCUGCCAGCAGAACAACGCAUGUCAGUUUAACCAGAUUCACAACUCUGUUUUUCACUACCCAUUACUGCAAAUACAAACGUUGGAUACUGGCAACAGAGAAUACCUGUACAAAUGGUCACAUUGCCCUCGAGAUAACAAAAUUAGCCCCAAAUUAUCAAAGAACAGUCAACUGGAAGGUGGUCAGGGUUAUCAAGGGACAUAGCUUAAGAGUGCAUUGAAUGUGUAUUUGGAGAGCAUCCUAACUGCAUUUCAGCUCAUCUUUUAAGAGAUUCAGUCAAAACUGGAAAAUAACAAUUAAGAUGUAGUAAUUUUUUUUCCUGGUUCAAAAACUUGCUCACUCAACAGUCAUUCUGGGCUACAUUUUUCUUUGUAAAGUUACUCUCUCUGCAUAGCAAUCAGCAGGUCCAUGUUUUUUUCUGCAUUCACCCUUUUUUGCAGUCUCCAAGGCAACACAUCAUUGCAGAAGAUUUCUACCCAAAAUCUUUCAUUGAAGGCCUGUAAUUCAAAAAGCUGCACAUGUUUACAGAAGAGCUGUUAUCCUCCAUGCAAACAUUGCUCUGUGAAUCAUUUUUGGAAACUGUCACAGUUUUGUGACAAUAUGAUGGCAAUCUCAGAUCUACAAGGUGCUGUCUGGAAUCAGAAUAUGUUAUCAGAGAUAUCAACACAGCUAUAGUGUUUAACAGAGCUUUAUGCCAACUACUAAGAAAAAGCUUUAACAAAGUUUAUAGAAUCACUGAAACUCCUAACAAUUACCUCUCUACAUUAUGCUGUAAGGAAUCUUGCUAAUUUGGUAGGAAAAGGAAGCAUUUAGGAAAGGGUUUAGUAGCUACCAAAAGUACUUGACCUCAAGUAACCAAUAGUAAUGCAAACUUCCUUUAAAGGAACCAAAGGCAUUGCCAAGUAUUUGCCAAAAGGAGGCACUUUUUAUUUAAAAUUUCAGACUAAUGAAAUCUCAAAAAUCAGUCCCAAAUAGGUAUUAUCCAUCUAAGGUUAUAAUUUUCACAAAGAUGUAGAUAUUUCUCGAUUGUUUUCAUGUAAAAUAGUAUAGAAUUGUUUUAUUGGUUUAAGAUAAUACAUAUUUAGUAGUAAUACAAAGUUUUUUUCUUUCAAUGUAGAAAUUGGUUUUCUUCUUUUCUUGCUUGCAAUAGAAAUGCAAUGUGAUAGGUGUUUCUCUUCUUAUUUUCAUUGUCACAUUAUGUCUUAGCAUCUCACUUUAUGGAAAAAAAAAAAAAAGGAGAAAGAUACCAAUCUACAGAGACCUGGUUGUUGAAGCACUAGUUUAAUAAACAAAAAUUAUGGCAAUCAGGGGUCUAUUCAUGUAUUGCCUUUAUGUUGUUUUUUAAAAGAGAAACCAUGAUGCCUUUGUAUUUGCUGUUUGCACCCCUGAAAUCAAUUCCAUAUCAUGUUUGAAUGCCAUACAUUUUGCACAUGUACUGUACAUAGGUAAUGCAUACUGUAUUUUUAUAUGUGUGCGCAUUUAUCAUCAGAUCUUUUGUACAUAGUGGCAGUAUCGUAGCUGAUCGGGAAAUGUUUGAUAUCUCCGCAAUUUUGCAUUUUGUGUCUCAAAUAAAAAAACAUUUUGAUGUAC
Carlito syrichta (Philippine tarsier) is the source of this 8806-nucleotide messenger RNA. It is a transcript of the gene MRTFB, whose product is annotated as MKL1/myocardin like 2. Bases 145 to 3510 code for a protein of 1121 amino acids. The transcript has 18 exons. The record is from RefSeq and is a predicted model, not a curated record. NCBI's taxonomy places the organism in Eukaryota, Metazoa, Chordata, Mammalia, Primates, Tarsiidae. Gene Ontology annotation, biological process: smooth muscle cell differentiation.